AUGGUGGGACUGAGAAACUGCUCUACAUGGGAACCAUUGCUACUCAAGGCCUCCUGCAUCAAGUCCUGUGCCAACGGCUGCUCCCUGGGCAUCACUGCACACCUUACCUACGCUAAUGCUGACAUAGAGUCUGUAGAAGGUGUGUUUGUGUACCCUCUUGGGGAAAAGGAGGUUGUGGUGGGCUUUGAGGCGGUGAUUGCAGGCCGGUUGAUGGGGGUCCAGAUCCAGAGCAGAGGGAAGCUGAAGGACUGCUGUUUGGAUUGCUGCCCUGGAUCUUGUCUUCAAGGCCACUGUGGGAAUGGCCGGGAGUGGGGCUGCUGUGGGAGCUCCACCCUCGACAUGCAAUGCACCAACGGACAUCUCAUCCUGGAUGAAGACCUUGAAAGAUCCACCUUCAUCGUGGGCACAGGCGUCAUUGGCCCAAUGGACAUAGUGUCCAUUAUCAUAAGCACCACACUAGAACUCCCCACAUUAGAAAAUGGAGCAAUCCGCAUCGUCUACCCCACAUUGCUUACUCCGAUCGUCACUGGGCAGAUGACUCCAAGCAAGAGUGAAAAUGGGGGGAAAUCUGAAGAAAAUGGGCCAACCAGCUGUUUUGGUGCCACCUCAGGAAAACAAGACCGAGCCCUAGACUCGGAGCAGCAGUGUGCCCAUGCCAUCUUCACCAAUCCAGCUUCCAACCUGGCACCUUAUGAACUCAACUUCCAGCUUUUGGUCAGAGGGGCCUGCCUACUGGCCGGUCUGGAGAGCCCCACUCACGCUCUGAGGGCAGAUGCAGACCCCAGUGCCCAAAGUGCCUCUGCAACCUACAUCACCCUGGCACAGGAGCAUCCAUAUGACAGACAUAUAGAGAUCAUUCUGCACCUCAGUGAACCUCACAGCCCAUUGGUCAUAUUAGAGAGAGGCAGGCUGUCAUUUAGCCAGUAUGAACAGCAGAUCUGUUCCCGCCGUGAUUUCAUUCGCUGCACUCGAAAAGAUUCAGAACCUGAGAGGAAGCUGGAGUUUGUGAGGAAGCGAUACCACAAGGACAUUCUGAGCAGCCCCGUCUUGAUGCUCAAUUUCUGUCCCAACUUGCUGCGAGAACCUCUGGAGCUGCACAAAGCCACCAGAGAACUGCUGUUCCUGGUCGAUCGCAGUGGCAGCAUGAGUGGUGCAAACAUCCAUCGAGAUGCCAUGGUGGUCGCAUUGAAGAGUCUCCCUUCUGGCACAAUGCUCAACAUUGUGGGCUUCGGCACCACCAUCAAGCCUCUGUUCACCUCCAGCAAGCUCUGCAAUGAUGGCACUCUAAUGCAGGCAUACGAGUAUGUCCAGAGGAUGAGAGCCGACAUGCGAGGCACCAACCUUCUGGGUGCGCUGUCCUGGGUGUACCAGCAGCCCAUGCAACGUUCAUAUCCUCGCCAGGUCUUCAUCAUCACAGAUGGAUCCAUCAGCAAUGUGGCUAAAGUGCUGGAGCUGGUCCGCAGAAACACAUGCGCUGGCAGAUGCUUUGGCAUGGGCCUUGGUCCCCGAGCCUGCAGGAGACUCCUGCAGGGCGUUGCCAAACUGACAGGUGGGACUACAGAGUUCUUGGAUGACGAAGAGCGACUCCAGCCCAAGUUAAUAAAGUCUCUGAAAAAGGCCUUUGAACCUGUGCUGACUGACGUACGGAUUGACUGGUAUCUGCCAGAAAACAUGGAGGCUUUUCUAUCACCCAAUGAAAUCCCUCCGCUCUACCCUGGGAGUCGUCUAAUUGGAUACUGCACUCUAUAUGAUAUGACGAAUCUCAAAGCAAAUAAGACAGAGUCUCAAGGAUGGGGCUGUAAAGGUGUACAUCGUGGCUCCACAGGUUCAGUUUUUGGACAAUCAAAUGAUGAGCUUUCACCUCCCCCUGCGUCCGAGUUAAUGCCUGUGGUGACGUGUGCAGAUGGCACCGACUUGGAGAAGGCACUGAUGGAGAUUUCCAGAGAAAUCUCCUCUGAGUUCUCCUGUGCCAGAAACACAGAUCUCGGAACCAGCCCAGAUGUGGAGCUAGACUGGUCCAGUGACGUGAGGAGGCGGAUCCAGGAGAGCUCUUAUAUCCAGGAGCAGUAUGUCCUUACUCGCUGCUCCCUCAGUAGUGAGCGGAGUCUACAAACGCAGUCCCACUCACACGUACAUGCCUCAUCCAACUCUGACUCUGCAGGCGGGGUCUUUCUGCCCGACCCUCACUCCACUGGUUUAGUGCUGGAUACAGGGUCUCUUCCCCAAGGUCUUGAAAAGAUGGCCACUCCAGAACAGAGAUCAUCACUGUCUCGCUGGGCAGACUCUGCAUGGCAGCAAAACCUCUCAGUGGAAACCCCUGAUAAUCGGGCAGAAAAGAGUGGGCGUCUGAAUGGAGGUGAGGAGUCUCAUAGGAGGCACAAAUCACUGGCACAUUCAACCAUGGCAGCAAGGAGUUUCUCGUCACCCCAGGGCGAGCUGGAGAUGCAUCGCCUUAGGAGAGCUCUGGAGAGGGUCUCCUUCGACCAAACACUGGGAGGGAGGCUGGAUGAAAGCGAUGGGGAGACAAAGCCCCCAUCAGGAAGCACACUGUCCCGCAGAAGCCUCACUGACUCCAAUGGACUCCUGUUCACCGCCUCCCCUCUGGACUGGGACAGCUUCACAGACCCAGAGUACCUCUUUACUGCUGUUGCACCAGAGGACCCUCCACCAGGUCAGUGCCGUUCGCUCAUUCACGGCCUGCUGAGCGGCAGACCUGUGUCCUGGGAGGUCACUGUGGACCUGGGGCACCUCUGGACCCCUGACGGCCAAGAGACACCAGGAGGUGAGGGAUGAAAGGGAACAUGGGAGGAGAUCAUUCACCAACUGACUGCUCGCUCAGUUAUCAGGGACUUUGAGAAAAUGGCAGAGAAGGAGAGCGAUAUUGGACAUGGUUCAGCUAAGCGAUACCGCAUGAAGGCUAUCCAGACCAGUAAGCAUUGUAACAUCAUCUGCAUGUACACAGCCUUCACUACCACGGAUAGCAACCCCAACAAAGGCUUGCCAGAUAGCAUGGACAUCCAAAACACAGGUGUAGGGGGCAGUGCAUGCUCUGCUACAGCCCCAGCAAUAACAGGCGCCUCAUGCACUCGUUCACAGCGAUCUAUUGAGAGCAAGUCAAUGGAAAGCUUCUUUGGCUCCCGAUUUCCACUGGGUAGACUCAGGUCCUCUAUUUCAUCAGGAAAACAGGUUCCUCUCAAGUCCCACUGUCUGUCUGCAGAAAAUGAGAAACAACCUGAAACUGAAGCUCCAGACUACCUGCCCCUGGUGCGUCUGCAGCUGGCAUCAGGAGCUUUUCUUCUGACAGAGAUCUACUCUGACUGUGUCCAGAUCCCCCUGGACCGCCUGAAGAGGGCUUCACCCUACAGCCUCCACCGCCGCAGCCUCAGCCCGCCCUUCCGCUGCACAUAUCCCAGUGCUCCAUCUUUAUCCACCUCUACCAAGCCUCCCGGUGCUACCAGUAGCCACCAUGUUACCUUUUCUCCUUCUUCCUGCUCCCUCGCCAAACCAACCGCUCCUCCCUUCCACCACACUCCAGACGACACUCCCCUGAUGCUGGAACCACGUCGAAGACACCUGUCUGACCGAGACCCUGCCACCUCGCCCCCUGACCUCCCCAGCUCUGAGGAGGGCUCCCUGGAGUUAUCUGUUGGCCCUUCUCAGAGCCAGAUCCCCGGCCAGGCAGACAGUGGUCGUGGAUCUGAGACAGAUAUAUGUGAAGGCUCUUCAAUAGAGCCAGCUGACCUCCAGGGAAGCAACCAGUUGGCUGAAGAGGACCUGGAGGGCUCUAGCUGGGCCACAGCGGUGGCUCUAGCCUGGCUCGAGCACCGCUGUGCCGGCUACUUCAUGGAGUGGGAGCUGAUGGCAGCAAAAGCAGACUUCUGGCUGCGCUGUCAGGAGCUGCCCGAGGGAGUGGACCUGGCCGGGCUGAAGGGAGCGGCCAGACAGCUGUUCCUGCUGCUGCGCCACUGGGACGAGAACAUCAAGCUCAACAUGCUGUGUUAUAACCCCAAUAAUAUGUGA
Messenger RNA from Perca flavescens (yellow perch), 4020 nucleotides. It is a transcript of the gene vwa5b2, whose product is annotated as von Willebrand factor A domain containing 5B2. The transcript is spliced from 20 exons. The record is from RefSeq and is a predicted model, not a curated record. NCBI's taxonomy places the organism in Eukaryota, Metazoa, Chordata, Actinopteri, Perciformes, Percidae.